Molecule: messenger RNA, 6901 nt
Organism: Alligator sinensis (Chinese alligator)
Lineage: Eukaryota; Metazoa; Chordata; Crocodylia; Alligatoridae
Gene: AKAP1
Product: A-kinase anchoring protein 1
Exons: 5
Coding region: 4767-6773 (668 amino acids)
Molecular function (GO): RNA binding
Source: RefSeq, a predicted model, not a curated record
GUGGGGGGCAGACCAUCCUUUAGCAGGUGUGUUGGGCACCCUUCCCUCCCGUAAGGCAGGAGGGUGGUGUGAUGCUAACACUGUGGCCUGGGGUUCAAGAGAUCUGUUUCACUUCGUGAAGCUGCUACAGGUGUCCCGUGUGCUCUUGGCACAAGGAGAGGAAGCAGCUUGCCUCAGUUUCCGCCCCCCCGCCUCUUAAAAUGGGACUGUUUAAUAUUGCUUCUCUUUGUCUUAUGUAGACUGCAAGCUUUUCAAGACCAUCUAGGCCUCUCCCACUAUUGGGAUAUUGUAGUUUCUCAUAUACAACCUAUACCUCUCCCCCAAAUUCCCCCUAGUUUUGGGGUGCUUUAAGUGGGGAGGCUGUUUUCUUCGGUGGAAAAGCAAGCCUGGAGACAAGGAUGUGCAUGUCAGGCAGCUGCCAAGAGGGUGGAGUCCUUUGUUACCCCCCUCAAUCGUCGUUAUUGGCUGUGCCUGAAGCAGAAGCGAGGCUUGCAAUGUGGAAACACUUUUUAUUAACUUAAAAGAACUUCUCAUGGUAAAGAGUUAUAAUAACAGCCUUGCCGCUGCCCUUGCAAAGGGGUAAUGCACAGUACAUCCUCUUAGAAAUGUAGCAUCCAGAAAGUGUGGCAGCUUAGGAGAUGGUCUGGAUGAGGCAGCUGGCAUCAAGAAGUUUGUGGUGCACCCCAAGUUCCCAGGAGGAUGUGUUGUAUGUCUCGCAGUUGCUGGUGACUCUGGAAAAAGCCCCCCUUUUAAAUUCUACCUUCCCAAAACAGUGCGUGUUGUUUAGGGAUGUUGUAUGUGAAAAACCAUGGGUGGCACCUAAUGCAGAGAGAUCCCUGUCUGCGUUGGGAUUUGUAGGUGCUGUUGCGAUCGAAGUCUGUCCCCGGUUGAUCUACGGCACAGCUUCCUGCAAGGUCUCUGCUCCGUUGUCACCACUGCAUCAUUUAAUGCAAGCCCCAAGCUCUGUAUUGGGUCCUGAGACCUUUGCUCCCUCUUCUGAACUUAAAAAGUAGAAAAUGCACUUGGGUUUUCACAGGCACUUGAGGCUUUUUUUGUCCGCUCCUGCGGCGGGGUCUCGCCGGGCCAGGCACGACUCCAGAGCAACACGGCUUCUAAUCGUUUUCUCCUCUGUGCGGGCUCGGUUCAGGCUUUGUUUCCAGGCGCUGUUUAUCAAGGACUUGUUGCAGGGUAAAAUCGGCUAAGUAGCUCUUGCUGUCUGUAAAGAGCAGCACCUACGUGCCCAUUAACAUUGCCACUUCUAACAAAACCCUCCCGCGGAGGGGGCUGGCUCUCUGCCUCUUCCUUCCACCUGUUGGCUCGAAUUAGUCAGCCUUUAUUUGCACGUUGAGGCAAAGUAUGCUGAAGAAGUGGCUACUUCUGUCCCCGAAUUUGCGUUUGGCUUAUCUGUACAGAGGCAGGCACAGUUUGCAUCGCCUGACUGCCUUGAAAUGCUGUUUGCUUUUUGCUGGGUUUCAUUUCCUAGCUAAACACGACAGGCCUGGCCGAGUGUCUGAACCAGCAUCUAUUGAAGUGGCUGGCAAAGCCGCUAUUACUUCCAACAGUGCCAGACAGCGCUGAAGCACUAGAUGUACCUAGUACCCGUGAAUAUGCUCUGGAAACAGACUCUUCUCCUCCAAGCGGCGUGGAAACGAGGAGUGGGAAGAAGUUGGAGUCCAGGAACUGUCGGGUAUGUUAGCUGAUCACGGAUUUAAAAAGUUGUUUGCCAUUGGCAAUCGGGGAAUGCAGAGUGCUGCCUCUUGGCUGCUUGGGCAGCUACUGAUUAAAAGAGCAUCUAUUUAUUUCAUGGUCAGGAAACCCUGGGAAGGGAGGUGACUGGAGCUUACUGUUCAGCCUGUCUAGGUCUGGCAUCUCCCAGUCAGGACAUCUCUGUGCACCUGAGCUACUCUGUGUUCAAGGCCAUUCCCCUGGGCUUCUUCAGGACACGGGGAGAGCAGGGCUUCAUUGACUGCCUGCCUGCUGUGCUUGCAGUGCACCCCUUUCUUGGCGUGCUUGCGGUGCUGAAGGUAGUUGUUCCUGGGCUCCUGAAGGGUGGUUAUGUGUUAGUACAUCCUCUGUGCGGGGUCUAAACCAAAGCAGCUGGCAAGCUAAUGCCUUGAAUUUAGGAGACACCUUUCCACUACUUCCCAAAAGUGCACACCUGUUACAAGGGCUUAAUCUUCUAAAUACAGUGGCGCUGGGCAAAGCGAUGAGACGGUGAUCUUGUCGAUCCUUGCGAGUGCCGGAUUCAUUAGGGGCCAGCAGCUGAACUGAGGGCAUCAUAAAUAAUGAAGUGCCUGGGGUGAGAAGGUAAUGGGAUAUAGAGAGCAAGCAGGAGCUAGACCAUAUGAUAGGGUUAAUGUUAAUGAGAGCGUUGCAUUGCGGGAGGAGUGGGCUCGGUAGUGUGCAUCAACCAUGAGCCUCUGGGUAGUAGUGAGUUGGUGAGGAAAGCGUUACGGCCCGAGUUGCUAUUUGCAUGUUGGAAGUUUUUCAACCUGGUGCCUGUUUUAAAGACACCUGCAGCAAAGCUGUGUGGAUGCUUCACUUCAAACCCUCACUUGCAGCUGUCCUGUUUAAAAAAAAAAAAAACAGCCCCGAACGCUUCUGCUCCAGCCUGAGAGCGGCGCAUAGUCCUAGUCCUGCUGGUGCCACGUUCAUUUCUCGUGCUAGGAGCGAGCAUCAUGGUACAAGCUCACUGCAAAAGGAAACAGUGCUAGUAAAAUAUGUCGCAUUGGCAUAGCUCGUUCAGACUGGGAGGAAAGGAGCGUGGCAUGGCGUGAUGAGCAAUGGCACCGGCCAGGCGGAGAGCAGCUUACCUUCAGCAGCAGGCUGCGUCCUGGUCCGGCACUGAAAACACAGGACGAUGUUGAGGGCUCCUGCUGCACAGCUGAUCUAGUGUAACACCUGCCUGGUUUCUCGAGUGCUUUGUGCCUCUGUUUAUGCUUCUGCAAAAUGGGUCUGAGUUCUGAAGUACGUGAAGUGUUUUCAGGGGUCAACUCCUAUUGUCGGAAGGAGGGAGCACGCGCAAGGUGUUGGGAUGUGCUGGGGACUCUGCUUGGCAUCCCGAGCGCUCCUGUUGGCAUUGCUGUAGCAGGCUACUCUGAGGGUUUGGCAGAAGAGACUUCCUCGAGACUUUGCCGAUCUGGCAUCCUUGUUCUGCCAGGACCUAGGUGCAAGGAUGGUGGGGGGGCGAGAGCUCGCAGAGUGGGCAUCAUGGGUGUUUGUAGCGUUCAGGCCUCUGAUGUUAACUCUCUGAAUUGCUCAACGGUGGUUCUUGAAAACACAAAAGCCAAUCUAAUAGUCUGUCUUUCCAGAGUCUCCCACUCUGCGUUUUCUCUUUCUUUUCCCUGGACUUCUUUUUUUAUAACUAUUGACUCACUCUUAAGAGCUCACAACUUGUGAGCGUGCUUUAAUUGUACGUAGGAGGGAUGUCCUGGCAGAGCAGGGGCAGCGUUUCUGAACGGUGGAUCUCGUGCACGCUUAGGGGUUCAGAGAGUAGAUUUAAUUUAAGAUGCCCUGCAAUGCGAUGUCGGAGUCCCGCUUGCCUGGACACCCUCGCCCUUCCCUGCCACCUGUCCUUGGGCCACUUUCUGCCCUGGGUAGGAUUCCUCCUUCCGCCGUGGUUGUCUGAAAACAGAGAAGGCCAGGCAAGGACUGGAAUAUGAAGACAGCCCACACGUCCGUCACGUGCACGCGGAGGGCUGACUACGAACGUCCAGCUCUGCUUUUAUCUUCCAGGGUGACUGCCUUGCACUGAAGUCAGCCUGGUGUAGGGGACUCCUUUGGGCAUGUCUUUCCAGUAGGUCAUCUCAUCUGAAUUGCUUAUUACAGAGGGGCUUUGAGUCCUCCUGGCUGCAAUUGGUUUUUUGUCCUCUCCUGUUCCUGCCUGGCUUAUAAGGCAGAGCAUUUGCUAUUGGCUAUUUUUAGCGUGGAAAGUUUUUUGAGAGGCCACGUGACCCAGUUGAGUUUGAACUGUGCCAGGCCCGUCCAGCACUCCUGCACCCAGAUGGUAUUAUUUCUUUAGCGCUGUAUGCAGUCUCUCCAAUUUGGCUGUAUAAUCAUGCAGCUUAUAAGGAGGCAGCACAGCCUUGCUCUUGAAGCCUGGGUCUCGGUCAGGAUGGCGUACUGUGCUUCUAGUUUGUCCGCUGACUUGCUCUGCGGCCCUUUUAAGUCACUCUCUCGACUCCUCUGUGCCUCGGUUUCCCUGCCUGGAGCGCGGUAUCCUCGCUCCUCUGUGCCUCGGUUUCCCUGCCUGGAGCGCGGUAUCCUAAAAUGCUUUGAUGGGAGGAACUCCUUCUGUCGUUGCAAGGUGGGGAGCCAGCAAAGCUGAAGUGAAGCACCAGCUAUCCCCUCCCUGCCAUGGUGCCUGCAAUAGCAGCAGACUGAACUCAGCUGCCCUGGAGAUCCCUUGGCUGCGCUGUGUCCGCCUGCUCCAAGUCUGCUGAGCGACACCUCUCAAAAGCACAAAUGGUGACCGAUUGUAAAGCCGAGGAGGCCGAUUGUGGGAUGUUUUGAAAAUCGGCUGAAGCAGAUGCUUGCUGGGCUUGUUUCUGGAUCCCAAGUGCUGGGAUCCUUGGCCUGCCUUGUAAACCUUGUGCUGUUUAACAUUUGUAGCCUUAUAAGGAUCUGUACACUGAAGGGUUGUCUGCCCUGGCAAGGGAGCAAGCCGGCUUGAAACACUGAUCACGUCCGAGACCCUAAUGCAAACAAGUGGAAUGAGUUUUGUGUCCUCGACUUUCUUGAAGGUGUAAUUGCUGAGGCUGUUCAGGAUGGCUUUACGCUUCCGCAGGUUCUUGCCUUACGCCUUGCCUGGAGUGCUGGCGCUGAUCGGAUGGUGGUGGUUCUUUUCUCGUAAAAAGGAGCGUGAAAGCAAUCAUGAUAGGCAAGUCUUGGUCGGCGUGGAAGAGCAGAGGAUCAAACCCCCCAAAAAGGAGCCUUCAUCAGGAGAGGAACCAAAUGUCCUCAGGGUGCUUCCUGUGCUGGCGGCAGAGGGCCGCCCAGAGAAUGAAACCUUUCCUCCCAAGCCAUUGUUGGGGUCAGCGACUCCUCCUCCUCUCUCGCUUCAAACUCUCGAGGGGUCAGAUUCGUCCGAGAACCUUCCUGCCACAGCAAUGACGGCCGUUGAACUCAACACGUUGGAUGACGACAGUGACAAACUGGAAAGAGCGGUGUCUCGGGAGCAAAGCGGGUCCCCUGCACAGGUAUCUCCCCCUCUAGUCCUGGAGAGCGUUGAGUCGACUUCCAGUGCAACUCUCGGCCAGCAGCCACUGGUGUGUCCAGCAUUGGAGUCGGCUCAAGAGCCUUUUGGAAAGAUUGGGGGACUGGGUGAAGUGGAAACGACUUGUGAUUCUUUGAAGAGGCCGCCCCGGGAAACCCAGUGCCCAGAAACUAUGUCUGUGGACCCCAGCCUUUCACCAGCCCCCUGCCCAGAGCCGGGCAAGGAAGCUGAUUCCCAGCCUAUCACUCCUGAUGAAGAGGAUCAGAGGGAGGUUGAAGGAGUUGAUUUAGAGCAAAGAGAGUCUGAAGUUGGGAUGUUCCCGAAUAGCUGUGCGGAGUCUGUCUGCUCGGAGCCAUCCGGGAAAGAGAUGUCUGAGUCGACUGGCAGUACUGUACCUAAGUGUCAGGGAAGGGAAGACCAGCACUCCCUGUAUACACAGUUGAAAGGAGAUGGUUUGCAAAAAGGGUUGAAAGGAGAUGGUUUGCAAAAAGAGAGAACUGGAGGAGUGAGUUUGGACAAAGAUGAAGUUGAAAAAAUUGAGCAAGUUGCUAUACAGAUUAUUUCUAAGGUCAUCUUAGCGGCCACUGGGGAAGUGCUGUCUGGGUCGGUAAGUGAUGUGUCCAGUAGGCUUUGUCAGGUUGCAGCCAGUCACGCUGAUAGACCUCAGGAGAGAGCAAGCACCGUGCCGUUGGAUCCAACACCUGCGGCAGAGCCCAGCAGAGAGAGCGAGGCUGCCGCUGCCCAGAGCAUCACCGCAAUACCCGCACCUGGAGCAGAAGAGAAACUCGACAGUUGCAUGACUUUCUCCAGCUACUUGACACAUGGUUGCUUAUCUCACCCUGUUCAGGUAGACCCGAAAGACCCUCAACCAAAGAGGUCUGCACAUGGCGAGGUCCCAGGAGCCCGUCGGACUUUGGUCGCAAAAUGCCAAGCGUCAUUGGAGGAGUCGCCUCCGGUGAUGGAGGACUCUGGGUGCAGUGCGUGCACGUCGGAAGAUGGGAUGAGCAUGGAGGAUCCGUUGCAGAGCACCUCCUUGUCUCUCCUGGCAGGCCAGCAUACGGACUCGCUGAGCACGUCUGCCAUCCAGGAUACUUCCAUCGAGCAGAGCUUGGUGCCCAGUGAGAAGCCUGCCACCCCCAAGUUACCAGAAGAUGACAAAGUGCCAUAUAGUAAUGGGAUGUUGAAAGAGGACAGUCCGGAUCUGAGACACGAGAGGAACUGGACCACGGAGACGGAUGCAGACCACUCGGGAGGUUCAGAUGUAAACAGCAUGGAUUCAGUGGACAGUGGCUGUGCCCUUGGGAAGACGGAGACUCGCCAGAACUCCAAGCCAGGAGUAGAAUCAAAUAAGUCGGAGCUCGCUAUCUGGGAGAUAGAGGUGCCAAAGCACUUGGUUGGCCGGUUGAUUGGCAAGCAGGGGAGGUACGUGAGUUUCCUGAAGCAAACGUCCGGUGCCAAAAUCUAUAUCUCAACACUACCGUACACCCAAGACUUCCAGAUUUGCCACAUAGAAGCUGAUGCUCCCCGAUGGAGUCACCGUAGAGGUGGUUGUGGUUAACCAGGUCAACGCGGGACACAUGUUUGUACAGCAGCACACUCACCCCACCUUCCACGUCCUGCGCAGUCUGGACCAGCAGAUGUACGUCUGCUAUUCGCAACCGGGAAUCCCGACUUUGCCGACGCCAG